Racocetra persica is the source of this 294-nucleotide messenger RNA. The record is from the annotation of a GenBank genome assembly. Lineage: Eukaryota; Fungi; Glomeromycota; Glomeromycetes; Diversisporales; Gigasporaceae.
GUUAUCAAUAACAUCUUGGCUUCUCCAUACUCAAAUUUAUAUAAUCCUGAGAAUAUUUACCUGUCAAAAGAUGGAGGUGGUGCUGGUAAUAUUUGGGCUUAUGGGUUUUCGCAAGCAGAGAAAGUAUGCGAAGAUAUAUUUGAAAUGAUUGACCGCGAAGCAGAUGGAAGAACAGGUUCGGGCAUGGGAUCAUUCCUUCUGGAACGACUUAAUGAGCGAUAUCCAAAAAAGUUGAUACAAACAUACUCCGUAUUUCCUAAUAAUGAGGAGUUUUCUGAUGUGACUGUGUGGUGA